AUGGACCCAGAUAAACAAGAUGCUCUUAAUAGUAUUGAGAAUUCCAUUUAUAGAACAGCCUUCAAAUUACGAUCAGUGCAAACCUUGUGCCAAUUGGACUUGAUUGACAGUUCUCUGAUUCAGCAUGUCCUACUACGUCAGAGUCUCUGGGAGGCAAGAGAAAGUGCUGUCUCUGUGCAGCAGCUUUUUCAGGCUCUGCAGGAGCUGUUUCAGAGAGUCAGGGUGGAAAAACCAGGACAGGUGCACCCCAGAGCUUCGGAACUCACUCUGAGCCUUCUCACAACAAUGUAUGACAGCUCGGGAAUGGGUUUUCUCAAACUUGGACCUGCAGCUGCUGCCCUGAUUGCCCUCUCAGGGGAUAGUCCUCUUACAAAAUACAGAGCUCUUUUUCAGCUCUAUGCAGAAAAUAACAGGGGAGGUUGUGAUUCUGGGGGACGCAUGACUCGAAGGAUUUUGAGAAACCUACUAACAGAUCUACAGCAGAUCCCGACUAUCAUGGGGGAAAGUCGAGCUCUGGGCUCUGUGGAAAGUGCUACACGCAGCUGUUUCCAAGGGGUGUUGAGCUCAGCAAUUAAAGAAGAGAAAUUCCUAUCUUGGUUACAAUCUGAGCCUCCCAUCCUCCUGUGGCUCCCGACCUGCUACCGCCUGUCAGCCACUGAAAUGGUCACUCAUCCUGUUCGAUGUAGUAUCUGCAGGAACUUCCCCAUCACAGGAUUGAGAUACCGCUGUCUGAAGUGUCUCAACUUUGACAUCUGUCAGGUGUGUUUCUUAUCUGGUCUUCAGAGCAAGUCCCACCAGAAGUCUCAUCCUGUGAUUGAGAACUGCAUCCAGCGGAUGUCAGCAAAAGACAAUACAAAACUCUUCCUCAGGACCCUCAGAAACAACCUGCUCCAAGGGCGCUGUAGGAGGAAAGAAGCUGCGAGAAGGCAGUGGCUGCUGGACCAGGUGAAUCCAAGAGAUGUGGCUAAACAUGCACAGGCCAGGCUCCUUAAAAAACAGUUAAACCAAUACAAAGACAAGUUGCAAGCCAUAUAUGCCUGCCAGGAAGAAAAAAGUUGCAGAUUUGAAACAAAGAUUCACGAACUCACAACCAACCAGGACAGUCUGUGGACGAAGCUACAGCUAAUGGGACAGAAUCUACAGGCAGUGUUGCAGCCCCUUCAUCCUUCAUCUUCCUGGCAAAAUAUGGUUGCCAAGCGUGACCAUGGAAAUGGUGAAGAAAGUUUUCAGAGGGGAGGAGAGUCUUCCCAGAUCAAGGGUGCCACUGAGGGUGGUUCAGAAGAGGAAACACUUCCUAAGUCCACUGUGAUUGAUGGAAGUUACCAAGGUCCAGCACAUGCAGAACAUGUUCUACCAAACUCAGAAUCACCAGAGGCCAUUUUGCAGCCAAGGUCAAUGCAAAGUACCAGGGCACGAAGCCAAGCACAAAAGACCUCGAAAGAAAUCUUUAGUUCCCUACCCAGUUCCCAGGAAGGACUGCUGCAGGACACCUCCCAAAUUGCUCCUGCUGAAAUGAACAGUCCUGCCCUGGCACCUGUGGAAAGGAAAGGGGCAGUUAACAUCCAGGAGGGAAAGGAUGAGCUGGAGGAAGAGGAACUGCAAGAAUUGUUGUCAAAACUCACGGAUGCCUUCACUCUAGAAAUGCCUUCAGACCUGCAAUCUUCAGUAAAUAUGGACCUGUAUUGUGGAGCUGAGCGAGUAUGCAGGGCCUUCUCUGCCCUUGUUGAUCAGAUCACUUUGCCCAACUUGAAGUGA
Messenger RNA from Physeter macrocephalus (sperm whale), 1755 nucleotides. RefSeq names its product dystrotelin (gene DYTN). Gene Ontology annotation, cellular component: plasma membrane. Gene Ontology annotation, molecular function: zinc ion binding. Gene Ontology annotation, biological process: synaptic signaling. The coding region runs from base 1 to 1755 and encodes 584 amino acids. NCBI's taxonomy places the organism in Eukaryota, Metazoa, Chordata, Mammalia, Artiodactyla, Physeteridae. The transcript is spliced from 12 exons. The record is from RefSeq and is a predicted model, not a curated record.